AUGUCCGCGGGCGGAGACUUCGGGAAUCCGCUGAGGAAAUUCAAGCUGGUGUUCCUGGGGGAGCAGAGCGUUGGAAAGACAUCACUGAUUACCAGAUUCAUGUAUGACAGUUUUGACAACACCUAUCAGGCAACCAUUGGUAUUGACUUUUUAUCAAAAACAAUGUACUUAGAGGAUCGAACNCUCUUCCGACGUGUUGCAGCAGCUCUACCUGGAAUGGAAAGCACACAGGACAGAAGCAGAGAAGACAUGAUUGACAUAAAACUGGAAAAGCCUCAGGAGCAACCAGUCAGCGAAGGAGGCUGUUCCUGCUAA
This is a messenger RNA of Lipotes vexillifer (Yangtze River dolphin), 315 nucleotides long. It is a transcript of the gene RAB6A, whose product is annotated as RAB6A, member RAS oncogene family. The transcript is spliced from 5 exons. Lineage: Eukaryota; Metazoa; Chordata; Mammalia; Artiodactyla; Lipotidae. Bases 1 to 315 code for a protein of 104 amino acids. The record is from RefSeq and is a predicted model, not a curated record.